Molecule: messenger RNA, 1949 nt
Organism: Octopus sinensis (East Asian common octopus)
Lineage: Eukaryota; Metazoa; Mollusca; Cephalopoda; Octopoda; Octopodidae
Product: N-acetylgalactosaminyltransferase 7
Exons: 12
Cellular component (GO): Golgi apparatus
Source: RefSeq, a predicted model, not a curated record
UCAGUCUCUGUGAAAUCACUUAUCCGGACUCCUUCAUAUGUGCACCAAUGAAGCGGAAAUUGCGUUUGUUGCUUUUUAUUGCUGUCCUCGUGUUUUGUGCCUUCCAACUAUACAUCUUCUCCCAACAGAAUUUUGGCAGCCCUAAACUACAACUGAGAUGGGACAGUGUGCAGAUUGAGAUGAGACACACAUUGAGAGAUCCGUUGGAAAAUGUAAGCCAUGUAUCAAUCAAAUCUGUACCAUUCGCUGUUUCCAAGGAAGGGUUUAUUGGUAACUAUGAGCCUGCCCCUAGAGAAGCACUCGACAGACCUGGUGACUACGGCAAACCGGUGAUCGUGAGAGGAAAAGAAAGAGUUUUGGCUGAGAAAUCUGUGGGAAUUUAUGGAUACAACAUAAUUGCAAGUGACAAAAUUGCAAUGGACCGAAUACCACCGGAUUUUAGAAUGACCGAUUGUAAGUUUUGGCAUUAUCCCGAAGAAUCAGAACUGCCAUCAGCAAGUGUGGUUAUAGCGUUCCGUGAUGAAGGUUGGUCCACACUUCUGAGGACCAUCCAUAGCGUUAUUAAUAUGUCUCCGCCAGCUUUACUCAAAGAGGUCAUCUUGAUUGAUGACGAAAGUAAUAAAGGAAAUUUUAAAGCAGAUCUCAGUGUAUAUUUAAAAGAUAAUUUUAAAGACAAAGUGAACCUAUUUCGUAACAGCAAGAAAGAAGGUUUGAUUCGUUCGAAGACAAUCGGUGCUAAAUAUGCAUCUGGAGAUAUCCUAGUAUUUAUGGAUGCUCAUUGUGAAUGUGGUCGGAACUGGUUGGUACCAAUUUUAGCCCUGCUAGCACAUAACAGAACCAUCGUGGCAUCUCCAGUCACUAAUGUAAUUGACUGGGAAACUUUUGCUUACAAGACAACUUUUAGAGAGAAACAUCAUCAUGGUAUUUUUGAAUGGGGGUUUCUUUAUAAAGAGAGCAAAGUGCCAGAUAUGGAGCUGACGAGCAGAAAGUACAAUAGUGAACCCUAUCGUUCUCCAACCCUUGCUGGUGGCUUGUUUGCUAUAGACGGCAAAUAUUUCUUUGAACUUGGAGGUUUUGAUCCAGGACUUCAGUCACAGGGAGGAGAGAAUUUUGAAUUAUCUUUCAAGAUAUGGCAGUGUGGAGGCAGCAUAAAGUGGGUCCCAUGUUCCCAUGUUGGAUACGUCCGUCAAACGCCCAUGUUUUUAGACACCGUCCAAAAUCUCAGUGAUCUUGCUUUGAAUUACAUACGAGUUGUCGAAGUGUGGCUGGACAAUGAACACAAACAGUAUUUCUAUGCGAGACAACCUUCAAUGGAAGAAUACCCUAUUCUUAACAUUUCCAAACAGCUGGAAUUUAAGAAGGAGCACGAAUGUAAGAGCUUCAAAUGGUUUCUGGAGAAUGUAGCCAAUGAAGUACUGGACUAUUAUCCACCACCGCCCCCUAAUAAAUAUUGGGGCCAGGUUAUGUUGGAAAACACUAAAACUUGUAGUUAUUGGCGGGCAUCAGCUGCUAAAGAAAGAAAUAUUCGUAUGAGUCCUUGCAAGUCCGACAAAGAAAGCCAGCUGUUUCGGUUAUUUCGGUUAAAUGUGAAAGGUCAAUUGAUAUGGGAUGAGUUCUGCAUUGAAACAAGAAACGAUAUUUUAUACAUACAAGAGUGUCCUGUCCAACCUACUAGUAACUGGUCCUAUCUAGAGAAUACAAAACAAAUUUUCAACAGUCGUUUCCGAAAAUGUGUUGAAGCAGCAUCAAACUCUGUUCUUUGUCUCAAAGACUGUGAUGCUAACAACAAGAUGCAGCAAUGGAGUUUUAAGAAAUUUAGGACCUGGGAUGCUCCUAAACAACAACAACAACCUCAACAACCGCAGCAGCAGCAGCCGCCUCAACAACAUGAACACCAAAAACAGCCUGAACAACAACAACAACAACAACAACAACAAAAACAACCUGAA